CUUAACCUGUGUCAUACAUGUAACCACAGGGACCACCAGGAAGGCUCAGGUAGAUCCGCCAAUACCACUCCAAUGUAAGAAGGGGUGCUAUCACUAACCUGCUGUUUCUUCCACUGCUCCAGAUAUACCCUGGGAAAUGACACCUAUCCCUGCCCCAGGUCGGCAUCCAAACCCCACCCUUGGACUUAUUUAAUCAGAUGACCUACAGAUGGAGCCAAGUAGGCUAUUUUCUAUUAAUACGUAAAGGAAGAUAUUUAGUCUGACAACCUGAACCCUUACACCCAUGCCUUGUGAAUUCUUCACAACUGCAAUCACACUACUGGAAAAGCUGACUGCUGCUCACAGAGGUGGCACACAUCUGCUCUGGAAGGCCAACUCCAUUUUCAGGAUGUUGUUUGGACAGACAGUUCUGCCCACCAUGUCUCACACUGGAGCUCAGGGUAUCAUCGGAAGUCAUUCAGCUGCUGGGCUGCGCAACUACAAGAUUGUGUUUUAUGAGUAUGAAAACUUCCAGGGGCGUAGAAUGGAAUUCAAUGGCGAAUGCCGCAACCUGUGUGACAAGGGGUUUGACCGCGUUGGCUCCAUUCGAGUGGACUGUGGACCAUGGGUAGCUUAUGAACAGCAGAAUUUCUGUGGAGAGAUGUUCCUGCUUGAGAAAGGAGAAUAUCCUCGAUGGGACACCUGGUCAAACAGUUACAGGAAUGACCGAAUCAUGUCCUUCCGUCCUGUCCGCAUGGAUGCACAGGACCACAAGAUUUGUCUCUAUGAGUGUGUAAACUUUGAAGGACGCAAAAUGGAGGUGUGUGAUGAAGACAUCCCCAGCCUGUGGUCAUAUGGCUUUCAGGAUAGAGUAGCCAGCAUUCAAGUCACUGGGGGAACCUGGGUGGGCUACCAAUACCCUGGAUAUCGUGGAUACCAGUAUGUGUUUGAGAGUGGGCCCUUCAAGCAUUGGAAUGAAUGGGGAAGCCCUCACCCUCAGAUCCAGUCCAUCCGAAGAGUGAAGGAUAUGCAGUGGUACCGAAGGGGCUGCUUUGAGUUCACCGCUUAGAAAUCAGCCUCUGUCAUUUCAUGUAGCCCUUAGAAAUGGGCACGUUUUGGGUGAAGCAGAGGGGAAGAAUAAAUUAUAUAUAUCACCAGGACAGGCUACAGAACCACUCAGAGACAGACAUGUGUCACAGGUUCAUACUGAUUGACCAAGCCUUCUCUGGCAUAAUGGAGGCCAGGUCUUCUACUUCAUAUGCUAAAAGGUCAUCUUCAUCCUAGUCCAGGAAAAUAAUGAGAGCAACAGAUAACACAUGUGCCUGCCACUGAGCACCUGAAUUUGUAUGGAUGAUCUGUUUUCAGUCAGCUUCUACUUUUUUUUUCUUGUUUUAAACCUAACUGAUCAAACUAAUGAACUGAGGUUUUAAGGAGGACUGUCUGGCUAAUGCAUGGCACCUCAGGGCAUUGCAUUAGGAAUUGGGCAAAAAUAACCAAAGAGAGAUAAUAAAAGCAUGAACCAUGCUUCUAAAUCCCACUCACACUGCCAGCUUAGUCUUGGAAUGGUGUGGCCUCCUGGUAACUAGAACAGACAGACCUUGGCACCAUCACCAAGAAGCCUACGCAAACUGGGCAUUAUAUCUUUUUCUUUCUGAAUGCCUUAGUUUGAGUCGAGGUAAUAUCUUUCUCAGGGAUUCAGGCAUCUGAAGACUACCAUCGUUCUCCACAGGAUGAAAAAUCUCAGUCCUCACCAUCCAUCAGGCAGCUGUUGGCUCCACGGAUCUUCAAUUUCUUCAUAACA
Polypterus senegalus (gray bichir) is the source of this 1780-nucleotide messenger RNA. It is a transcript of the gene crybb1l3, whose product is annotated as crystallin, beta B1, like 3. The transcript has 7 exons. The record is from RefSeq and is a predicted model, not a curated record. Bases 284 to 1048 code for a protein of 254 amino acids. Gene Ontology annotation, molecular function: structural constituent of eye lens. Gene Ontology annotation, biological process: lens development in camera-type eye; visual perception. Lineage: Eukaryota; Metazoa; Chordata; Cladistia; Polypteriformes; Polypteridae.